This is a messenger RNA of Cryphonectria parasitica EP155, 714 nucleotides long. RefSeq lists its product as uncharacterized. The transcript has a single exon. The record is from RefSeq and is a predicted model, not a curated record. Gene Ontology annotation, biological process: DNA-templated transcription. Gene Ontology annotation, molecular function: zinc ion binding; DNA binding. Lineage: Eukaryota; Fungi; Ascomycota; Sordariomycetes; Diaporthales; Cryphonectriaceae. The annotation marks the transcript as partial.
UUCCGCGUCACCAACAGCGGGGAGAAUACUAGCAGGAGGCACACCUCUGUCCGCUCUAUAGAUCUGCCUAGCAAGGAGGACGCUCUGGCCCUGUUCAGGGACUAUCUUGAGAACUCGGACUUUCAUGUCGCCAACAUCCUGCACCCACCUACCGUUCAGGCCAUGGUAGUUGAUGUCUACACACAGCUACGACGGGGCCAGAAGGUCGAUCUGGGCGCCGCGGCUUUCGUGCUCAGCUUCUGCGCCGCCAGCGCCUACUUUUGGGACCUCGACUUUCCUGCUCAGUUCAACUUCUCCUCCGAAGACAGUGCUGCCGCCCAGUCCCACGCGUGGAAGUCAGCAGCCUGGGACCUCCUCGACCAGGCCCAGCGCUCUGCCUCCAACACGCUUCAUCUCAUCCAGGCCAGGAUGAUCCUCGGCGAUCUCUUUUACAAUAUAGAAGGUGUAACGUCCCGCUUCCGCUACCUCCAUAGCUGUGCGCGUGCGGCUGCCCACGAGAUGAGGUUGCAUCUGGUGGAUUUCCCAGGGAGCGGGCCAGGAGACAGCCCACUGCUGCGCGAGAUGAAGAGGAGAGUCUGGUGGUAUCUCGCCGCCACGGACUGGUACGUUUGCCCCCUUCUCUCUUCCUCUUGCAUUAUUUUGAGUUUUCCCUUUCUUCGUAUCAGUCGGGAGAUCCUCUUGAAACAUAUUAUGGUUAGCAAUAUCACUGAUUAA